This is a messenger RNA of Penicillium cataractarum, 660 nucleotides long. Its product is annotated as NAD(P)-dependent oxidoreductase. Bases 1 to 660 code for a protein of 219 amino acids. NCBI's taxonomy places the organism in Eukaryota, Fungi, Ascomycota, Eurotiomycetes, Eurotiales, Aspergillaceae. The record is from RefSeq and is a predicted model, not a curated record. The transcript has 3 exons.
AUGCAUAUUCUAGUGUUCGGGGCUACAGGUGCUAUCGGCUCUAUUUUUUGCGACAUCGCUCUCGAGGCGGAGCAUAGUCUCACUCUUUUUGUUCGAAACCAAAGAAAGGUACCAGCCCGAGUCGCCGACGACAAAAGGGUCACAAUCAUUGAAGGAACUCUGGAAGACGAAGAGAUUCUGAAUAACGUUUCACGAUGCGAGGCCGAUGCAUUUGUAUCGUUCGCUGGACCUCCGGUGGGAAACAAAGGCACCCCCCUUACAGACGGUUAUAGAGCCCUUAUUCCUAAACUUAUCUCUCGAGACAUCAAACGACUGCUCGUUCUAGGCACACCCUCCUUCAAAGGCUCGUCCGAUAUUCCCGCAUUCAAAUGGCGCCUUGGGGAAUUGACAAUGAAAGCUUUGGGUCCUAUGCGUGGCCAAUACUGGGAAAUGAUGGCGGUCGGGAAAUAUAUCACCUCUUUAUCAGUUGACAGUGGAGUUAGAUGGACACUAUUUCGGGUCGGGGGGUUGACAAAUGGAAAGCAGAGUCCAGUCGAGACGACUGUCUUGGGAAGUGGAAAAGAUUCCAUGUGGAUUAGUCGAGCUAGCGUUGCGAGAUGGGUGCUGGAUGAGGCUGUCGAGGAGAAGUGGGUGAGGGAAAUACCAUAUAUCUGUAAUUAA